CCAGUACGCUUGGCGCGGCCAGGGCUAUGGAUCAACACGGAGCACGCGCCGGAGGCCCUGGAAGCGUUGGGGCUCGCAGCAGGCGACCUGGUGCAGGUCGGGGUGCUGGACGCCACUUGGGCCUCGCUGGGCUCCAAGAUCGUCCGCGUCGUGGGGGUGCCGACUCUCGACCAGGAAGGCCUCUUUCUCGAGUUCGAGAGCUUGGGCGCUUCGGACGCGUACCUCGAGUGGUACGCCCGAGCUCGGGGGGAGAGCGGAGCUCGGGCGGACGACACCCUGCUGCACGUGUGCGCCGUGCAGGCGAAGGCUUGUCGAGCGACAGGGGCUGCAGGAUCAGCAGUCGAGCACGUCAACCUGAUCCGCCUGAUAAGCGAGCAGGGGGCCAAGGCGGCGCCAGCGGCACACAGGCCUGGGCGGCGGAGGGCGCUGCCAGCCUUGAGCCCGCAUCCGGAGAUCGGGCCGACCGACGACGAGGAGGGCGGCGAGGAGGUGCCGGGGGUCCUCGAGGAGCUGCCGAAGCCGCCUGCCGAGCCUCGCCGCGCGCGGGAGCUGCUGCCGCUGCUUGGCCCGAGGAGCACGGGGCGCGCUCGUGCCGCCCUGCCGAUGCCUCGUGGUCGCCGCGCCCCGCGAGAGGACGAGCAGCCUCGUUCGAGGAGCGGGGGGCGCGGGGGUGGCGACCCGCUGGACGAGGCGUUGGGGGGCCUGGGGCGUGGAUGCGCCGACGGCGGCAGAGCGGCCGUGCUGCGGCAGCGCCGAGGGGGGCCGGGCGCCGAGGAUCGCUUGCCGGAGCCUCAGGGCGCUCGCAGCAGCCAGGGCGCGCAGACCGUGCUGGCGGCGCGCGCCGCCGAGAAGGCUGCUGCAGGGAGGCCCUCACGGGACCGCGCGGCGAGGAGUUCGUUCGAGCGGCAGCUGUGCAAGAGAUUGUUGGGGCGGAGGGCCCUGACUGGCGACCGCGAGUCGGAUGGCGAGCAGGUAGGCGACUCGGAGCACGAGAUGGACACGGACUCGCGGGACGCGAAGGGGCGGCACGACCACUUCAUCGAGCUGGCCGUUCGGAAGCCCGGACUGCUGCUCAAGAGCGGACUGGAGCAGCUGAGGAGGCAGUUUGCUGGGCGGGGGCCGUCGGGCGAGCUGCCGGCAUGCUGCGCGGCGUCCCUCGACGCGGUGUUCUUCCUCGAGCACGGGCCGAAGGCCAUCGGCGCGGCCGAGGUGCGGCUGCUGCGGGCGCUCGCACGCGUGCUGGGCUUGGGUCUGGAGGGACAGACCGCGCAGGCGCUGGACGUGGUGAUGCAGGAGUUCACGUCACGAGCCCUUGCCAUCAAGGAUGGAGGCUGGCACGCGGCGCAGUGGCUUGCCCUGGUGCCGAUGGAUGCCGAGCCGUGCGCCGCCUCGAGGACGGCCGCCACGGGGGCCGCCCGCGCACUACAGAGCGGCGCCCCCGAGCCCCCCUCCCGGCUGGCCGCGGCGCCGACGGAACCGCCGUCGAGCGAGGUCCGCCGCGCGGCCGCAGCUGCGGUCGGAGCCGGUCGCCCAGCCCCUCGGCGCGGCCGCGGGAAGGGCGGGCGAGGCCGCCCUGGCGGGCGCGGAGCGGCGCCGCCGCCGCAGCCGCCGCUGGCCGAGGGCGACGAGCCAGAGCGGCGCGCGGCGAUGGCCGAGGAGGCGGCGGCGCCCCGGGCCGCGGGCCAGCCGUCGCACAAGGAGCUGAAGGCGCAGCGCCCCAGGCACGAGAAGGAGACGAAGAGGGCCUACAGCGUCAGGAUGGCAAAGCUGAUGAAGCAGACGGGGGCCGAAACGAGGACUCGUCUGGAGUACAUCGCAAAGUUGAUCGACACCUGCCGCGGGGGCCCAGGGUCUUUCCAGGUGGUGGGGGACGUGUUCAGGGGCGGCAGGGCGCUCGACCACGACAUCGAGCUUAUCUGCAGGGGGUGCUGCGAAGAGCUCGAGUGGGUCAUCAUCUGCGGGCUCAACUUCGCGGCUGGGGGGCGGGGGGGCGGAUCUCCCGCGCCCCGGCCUCGUUUGGUCAGCCUUGCCCAGCGGGCCGCUUGGGGCCUCAUUGGCGAGGCCGUGGCCUACUGCAGCAGGGGGCCGCUCGCCGCGCAUGAGGAGCUAGACUGGGGCGAGGUCGCGCAGGCAAAGGCCGUCGCCUAUAACGGACAGGAGGUCGAGCAAGGCUGCCCAUUGGCGCAGGGCAGGCUCCUCCCGGGGGUGCCUGCGGCAGGACUUCUGGGGCCUGUCAGCGCCCUGGACCUCGAGGGCCCGCGUGUGCUGAAGUGGCCCCUGGGCCCGGCGACCCUGCUGAAGCCCCCUUCAGAGUGGCCGACGGAGUUGCCGAGGGCGUCGGCGCAGGCGGCGAGCGACGAGGAGGAGUACUGCAUCUGCGAGCACCUCUUCCGAGUAGGAAUCUUCGAGCAAAUCGAGGAGGAGGCCAUCUUCAGCAUCGACGGGGCACCCGGUCGGGCAGAGGCGCUCGCCGUCGUUAAGAAGGGGGCCCCCGCGACAAGCCUCUCGAAGGUCACGCGCCAAAUCGUCUACAUCGUACACCAGGGCGCUUACCAGCGCAUCGCCGAGACCGACCUGGACAGCCUGACGCCGAGCUCGUCGUGGACGGGCUUCGUCCUGUGCGAGGGGCAGGCGCUCUCGGGGUCGUCGGAUGACCAGUCAGGCGCCUUCCACUUGUACUUGCUGCCACCGCAGUGGCGCGGCUACGUGGCGGUGCGGAAGCAGGUGCCUGGCGGCUGCGUAGGCUGGCCCGACUCCAAGUGGGUCCGCAAGUCCGUUGCCGCGAUCCCGAUGGGAUGGCUAUCUGCGGUCGGCCAGCCGCAGCACCUCGAUCGCCGGCUGGGCGACGGGCCGCGCAGCGCCGGGUUUGCGGAGUCCAGCGAGUGGAGGCGCGACCAGCCGCUUCCGCUGCUCUCACGGAAGCUGCAGCAGGCCUCGGCUCAGCACUACCUGGAUGACUUCGGCGCGCCCGAGGUUGCGCCCGAGAGCGUCGCCAUCAUGAUCGAGGACACGAUCGGAGAGUACCCGCUCAAACAGCGAGAGGUCUGGGCCGUCCCCGAGCUCAGAGCGGCAACCGCUAGUGCGGUAAAGGCGCUCGUGAAGCCGUUUGAGCUGCCAGCUGAGGCGCUCGCUGGGCUGCUCUCAGCGGAGCGCCUCCUCCCGCUGGGCCACGCCGACGCACGGGCAGCGCUCGGCGCGGUUGUGCUGGGCACCGACGCGGGCGAGGAGGGCGGCAACCUGUGCUACACGACGGGCCUCGCCCAGCACGGGGCCCAGGCUGCAGCGCA
This is a messenger RNA of Prorocentrum cordatum, 3287 nucleotides long. The record is from the annotation of a GenBank genome assembly. Lineage: Eukaryota; Dinophyceae; Prorocentrales; Prorocentraceae.